UGUCACUCAUUCUCUGAUCAGCGCGUGAACGCAGCUCGGCAGCCGCUGGCAGGAAACAAUUCUGCAAAAAUAAUCAUACUCAGCCUGGCAAUUGUCUGCCCCUAGGUCUGUUGCUCUGCCGCCAUCCACACUCGCUGCAAGGGGGGGGGCGGCACAGAAUUUACGGCGGCAAGAACAUCCCUCCCAGCCAGCAGAUUACAAUGCUGCAAACUAAGGAUCUCAUCUGGACUUUGUUUUUCCUGGGAACUGCAGUUUCUCUGCAGGUGGAUAUUGUUCCCAGCCAAGGGGAGAUCAGCGUUGGAGAGUCCAAAUUCUUCUUAUGCCAAGUGGCGGGAGAUGCCAAAGAUAAAGACAUCUCCUGGUUCUCCCCCAACGGAGAAAAGCUCACCCCGAACCAGCAGCGGAUCUCAGUGGUGUGGAAUGAUGACUCUUCUUCCACCCUCACCAUCUACAAUGCCAACAUUGAUGACGCCGGCAUUUACAAGUGUGUGGUCACUGGCGAGGAUGGCAGUGAGUCCGAGGCCACGGUCAACGUGAAGAUCUUCCAGAAGCUCAUGUUCAAGAAUGCACCAACCCCACAGGAGUUCAGGGAGGGGGAAGAUGCUGUGAUCGUGUGUGAUGUGGUCAGCUCCCUCCCCCCAACCAUCAUCUGGAAACACAAAGGCCGAGAUGUCAUCCUGAAAAAAGAUGUCCGAUUCAUAGUCCUGUCCAACAACUACCUGCAGAUCCGGGGCAUCAAGAAAACAGAUGAGGGCACUUACCGCUGUGAGGGCAGGAUCCUGGCACGAGGGGAGAUCAACUUCAAGGACAUUCAGGUCAUUGUGAAUGUGCCGCCCACCGUCCAGGCCAGGCAGAGCAUAGUGAAUGCCACCGCCAACCUCGGCCAGUCCGUUACCCUGGUGUGCGAUGCCGAAGGCUUCCCAGAGCCCACCAUGAGCUGGACAAAGGAUGGAGAACAGAUAGAGAAUGAGGAAGACGAGAAGUACCUCUUCAGUGACGACAGUUCAGAGCUGACCAUCAGGAGGGUGGAUAAGAAUGACGAGGCGGAGUACGUGUGCAUUGCCGAGAACAAGGCUGGAGAGCAGGAUGCAUCCAUCCACCUCAAAGUCUUUGCAAAACCCAAAAUCACAUAUGUAGAGAACCAGACUGCCAUGGAACUGGAGGAACAAGUCACUCUUACUUGUGAAGCCUCAGGAGACCCCAUUCCCUCCAUCACCUGGAGAACUUCCACCCGAAACAUCAGCAGCGAAGAAAAGACUCUGGACGGGCACAUGGUGGUGCGCAGCCACGCCCGCGUGUCAUCCCUGACUCUGAAGAGCAUCCAGUACACAGACGCUGGAGAAUACAUCUGCACUGCCAGCAACACCAUCGGCCAGGACUCCCAGUCCAUGUUCCUCGAAGUGCAAUAUGCUCCCAAGCUGCAGGGCCCCGUGGCUGUAUAUACCUGGGAGGGGAACCAGGUGAACAUCACCUGCGAGGUAUUCGCCUACCCCAGUGCCACAAUCUCGUGGUUCCGAGACGGCCAGCUGCUGCCAAGCUCCAACUACAGCAAUAUCAAGAUCUACAACACCCCCUCCGCCAGCUACCUGGAGGUGACCCCAGACUCUGAAAAUGAUUUUGGAAACUACAACUGUACUGCAGUGAACCGCAUUGGACAGGAGUCCUUGGAAUUCAUCCUUGUCCAAGCAGACACCCCAUCUUCACCAUCCAUCGACCAGGUGGAGCCAUACUCCAGCACAGCACAGGUGCAGUUUGAUGAGCCAGAGGCCACAGGCGGAGUGCCCAUCCUCAAGUACAAGGCUGAGUGGAGAGCAAUGGGCGAGGAAGUGUGGCAUUUCAAGUGGUAUGAUGCCAAAGAAGCAAACAUGGAGGGCAUCGUUACCAUCGUGGGCCUAAAGCCUGAGACGACGUACGCGGUGCGACUGGCAGCCCUCAAUGGCAAGGGUCUGGGUGAGAUCAGCGCAGCCUCCGAGUUCAAGACGCAGCCAGUCCGGGAACCCAGUGCACCCAAGCUCGAAGGGCAGAUGGGAGAGGAUGGCAACUCCAUUAAAGUGAACCUGAUCAAGCAGGACGACGGUGGCUCCCCCAUCAGACACUACCUGGUCAAGUACCGAGCGAAGCUGUCCUCCGAGUGGAAACCAGAGAUCAGGCUUCCAUCUGGCAGUGACCACGUCAUGCUCAAGUCCCUGGAGUGGAACGCUGAGUAUGAGGUCUACGUGGUGGCUGAGAACCAGCAGGGAAAGUCCAAGGCGGCUCAUUUUGUGUUCAGGACCUUGGCCCAGCCCACAGCCAUCCCAGCCAAUGGCAGCCCCACAUCAGGCCUGAGCACCGGGGCCAUCGUGGGCAUCCUCAUCAUCAUCUUUGUCCUGCUCCUGGUGGUUGUGGACAUUACCUGCUACUUCCUGAACAAGUGUGGUCUGCUCAUGUGCAUCGCCGUCAACCUGUGCGGAAAAGCCGGGCCUGGAGCCAAGGGCAAGGACAUGGAGGAGGGCAAAGCCGCCUUCUCGAAAGAUGAGUCCAAGGAGCCCAUCGUGGAGGUGCGAACUGAGGAGGAGCGGACCCCUAACCACGAUGGAGGGAAACACACAGAGCCCAACGAGACCACACCGCUGACGGAGCCCGAGCUGCCUGCUGACACCACAGCCACUGUCGAGGACAUGCUGCCUUCUGUCACCACCGUCACCGCUAACUCUGACACUAUCACCGAAACCUUUGCCACUGCUCAGAACAGCCCCACCAGUGAGACCACCACCCUGACCUCCAGUAUUGCCCCUCCGGCCACGGCCACACCUGACUCAAACUCUGUGCCCGCUGGCCAGGCCACCCCUUCCAAGGGGCCUGGCGUCACCACCUCCUCCCCACCCCCAGCUUCAGCCCCCAAGGUCGCCCCCCUUGUUGACCUGAGCGACACCCCCACCUCAGCCCCUGCUGCCAGCAAUUUGUCUUCUAGUGUCCUGGCUAACCAGGGGGCUGUGCUCAGCCCAAGCACCCCGGCCAGCGUUGGGGAGGCCUCCAAGGCCCCUGCGGCGAGCAAGCCAGCCCCUGCACCAGGCCCUGCCUCCGCUGGGACAGCCAGUCCCCUAGCAGUAGCAGCUGCUCCUGCCACAGAAGCCCCCCAGGCCAAGCAGGAGGUUCCCAGCACCAAAGGCCCGGACCCCGAGCCCACCCAGCCCGGCGCGGUGAAGAGCCCGACCGAGGCAGCCACAGCCCUCGCUAGCCCGAAGAGCGAGGCUGCCUCUGUCAGCGCCACAAACCCUGCCCAGGGCGAGGACUUUAAAAUGGACGAAGGGAACUUCAAGACCCCAGAUAUUGACCUUGCAAAGGAUGUUUUUGCAGCCCUGGGCUCUCCUGCUCCCGCCGCUGGGGCCAGUGGACAAGCCCCUGAGCUUGCUCCUUCCACUGCAGACAGCUCUGUUUCGCCUGCACCAGCAAAGACCGAGAAGGGCCCCGUAGAAGCAAAGUCGGAGUCCCAGGAGACAGAAACGAAGCCAGCGCCAGCCGAAGUCAAGACGGUCCCCAACGACGCCACACAAACAAAGGAGAACGAGAGCAAAGCAUGAUGGGUGACAAGAAACGAGCAAAGAUUAAAAUAAAAAGUGACACAACAGCUUCACCAGAGCAUUUCCAAUAUUACACACACACACACACGCACACACACACACACACACACAUCUCAUUCCUCUAGUGUCUUUUGCCUUUAAAAAAAAAACUAAGCAGAUAAACAUGGAAUAUCCUUUUUGUAGGUUUAUAGAAAGGGUUCCUUUGUUGCCCACUCACUUGUAAGAAAAUGAGACAAAAAGGUUAAACCCACAGCCAAACUAGGACACUCCGUUCCCUGAAACCAUUUAAAAAUCAAACAAAAGGACCCCAAAUUAAGAAUCUAGGAAGCUCAGAAAAAAAAUCUAGGUUCAGGAAGACCACACGUGGUGUUGCCCCAUUGGCACAGACCAGUUUCAGAGAAAUACUUCCAGGCACUAAGACUAACCGAAUGAACAAAGUCCAAGUUUAUUUUUAUACUUUCAGUCGAGUUUGAACUCUGUAAAACCUCAUAAAUAAGUUAUAAUUUCUGUUCACUUUGUGAUUUGUUCAGUAUGCAAAGUGUGUCACCCUUUCUAGCUGAAUUCAAUUCCCACGUAGACUCUUGUUUUGUAGGAAGAAUGCCAAAUUGCAGCUUCUGGGGGUAGAUCUCAAUUUGCAGUAUUUGGAUUUCUUUUUCUUUCCUUUUCUUUUUCAUUCCUUUUUUUUUUUUUUCUUUUUUUUUUUUUCCUUUCUGCCAACUUUGUUUUCCAGUGUUUACAAAUUGACAAUGUUUGACUUCGGUUGUGUUUAAAUGUCCAUGUAAAAUAGCUGCCUUUUUUUGUUGUUGUUACAAAUACUGCCUAGAGGUGGGCAGGAUCCUCACAGGCUUGCUUUAGCACCGGACAACUUUACAAAAUAUGAUUGUUUACAGUGGCUCUUCUCCCCCUCCCCCCGCCCCCAGUCUGAUUUGAAAUUUCUGCCUGUGUGCGACUCAGGUGAAAUUCCAUCUCAUUCUGGAAUGGUUUUGCUUUUUGGUUCUCGGUUCUUUGUGUGUUUCCUUGGGGGUUAGACCACUUUCUGAUUAGCCACCACCUGGCCUGUCUCUGUGAAAAGGAUCUGCUCCCCAGGCAUCCACGUCCUUCCUUUUGAAGGACUCUUUAGGCUUUGUUGAAUGAAGCAGAGAAGAUUGUAUAGUUGGGGCUGGUCUUGGUGAACACACAUUUUUACCCCCAACAUCCCCUUUUUUGCAGAAAGCCAAAUAAAAUAUAUACAUACAAUUUCCUUUUGAGCCCGGAAUCUAGAUUUGAGCGGAAGAGCAUGUGUGCUUCAGGGAAUUAGUGUCUUUUUUUGGAAAUCUGUUGAAGUAAAGUAACAUCGGCCUUCUGUUCCCUUAGGCAGCAUUUGUGGAAACAAAAGAAAAAAAAAAAAAAACAACCCUGCUGUCUGGAGUCAUAACACAACUUUCCUGGAUUGGAAACCAAGUGGGGGAAAAAAUACAGAAACUUUAAG
Molecule: messenger RNA, 5028 nt
Organism: Diceros bicornis minor
Lineage: Eukaryota; Metazoa; Chordata; Mammalia; Perissodactyla; Rhinocerotidae
Gene: NCAM1
Product: neural cell adhesion molecule 1
Exons: 19
Coding region: 201-3560 (1119 amino acids)
Biological process (GO): cell adhesion
Cellular component (GO): membrane
Molecular function (GO): protein binding
Source: RefSeq, a predicted model, not a curated record